Eucalyptus grandis is the source of this 2967-nucleotide messenger RNA. RefSeq lists its product as uncharacterized. The transcript has 5 exons. The record is from RefSeq and is a predicted model, not a curated record. Bases 361 to 2682 code for a protein of 773 amino acids. NCBI's taxonomy places the organism in Eukaryota, Viridiplantae, Streptophyta, Magnoliopsida, Myrtales, Myrtaceae.
CAAUUUCAUGCCAUAUAUAGUGAUUUUUCUUUUGGUGGCGAAUAUGCCGAUCGUUGAUUGGUGAAGCAAAUGCAGCGCAAACCAGGAACGGUGGACGCGACCGUACCUUAUCGCGUCUCCGCUCAGGCUAAAAUGACCGUUGAGGCCAAAGCAAGCGGCCUUCCCUUAUAACGGCUACUUUCAAGAAACGAAGAACGAAAACGCCCUUUCAUUUCUUCCAAUCUCCGGAGCCAUCCUGCGAAAAUUUCUUUGCUCUUCGAUCGCCCCAUCCGAUCCCCAAUCUUCCUUGAAUUAUUCGUUUCGGAUUCUGGGUCCGCUCUGCGCUCGCGAUCUUUCGCAAGGAUUCGAGGAAAACCGAGCAUGGACUUGGGAUGUUUCGACAUGGGUUGCAUUUCAGUCUCGGACAAGCAAAAUGCCGACCGUCAUCUCGGUUCGGGAGAGAAGGAAGGCAGCCCAGUCCCAGUCGAGAUCAAGGCGUCGGCCUCGAAGUCCGUAAAGAGUAAACUGCUGAAGGAAACGAGGCAAUCAAUAACAGCCCUCAACAGAUUCGCUUCGCAGAUUAAGAAGCCUUCACACCGUAAGACUUCUCCUAUCAAUUGGUUUCCGCGCAAGAAGGUGGACUCUUACUUAGAGAGGAAGAUAAAAAUGCUUCAGGAAAGAGAUGGCAUGAACUUAAGUCUCGAUCAGACUUUAGAUGGUGCAAAUCCACAUUACUCGAGGGUACUUCGAGAAAAGAUGGCGGCAAGAGAGGCUGCACACCGGGCAAUGGAGGCUCGAAAAGCUGCAUUGGUGGAAGCAUCCUGGAGUCGAAUACUACAAGCAGCCAGGAUUAAGAGUAAAGAAGCAGAAUCGAUGUUGCAGGCAGCGGAGAAGAAUGCUGCUGAAGCUUUUGAAGCAGCAACAGCUAUGGGAGUGAUCAUGUACGAGACACCCAAUUGCCCUCGGCAAUCUACUAAAAUACAAGCUUCUUCUGUAAAUGGAGGAGGUUCUACUACUCAUAAUGUUACAGCCUCUUUCGAAACUGCAUUUGAGGUAGACAGAGAAGUGGCAGCGGCUGUGAAAAGUGCAUUCGUUAGGCUUGCCAAUUGCCCAUCAUUUAGUAAAGAUGAAUUCAGAGACUUGCUGCAAAAGAUCAGCCAGAACCCAGACUCAGGUGAGAAUAAUCAGGAGUUAAAGGAAUUUUCGUCAGAAUACGAUUCGGAAUCGGGGUCAGAUUUGGAAACAGCAUCACAGAAGAAUGCUACUAGCUCUUUGGAUUUUAAGCCUAGCAAGCCGCUUGAUGGAACAAGACAGAGGAAAAACAAGAGGAGGCAGUCCUUGGAAAAGCUCACUAUGGCAAAGCUGGUGGACAUGAUGGUUGAGAGACUCAAGCGUUUGCAAGAAGAGGAGCUUUCUUCUCUUGCCACUAUAGUUGCAACCCGUGGUCUAAAUGCUGCCUUAGCUGAAAUCGAGAACAGUAAGGAUACUGGUGGUGCUGCUGGGUUUUCCAACGCUUCAGCUGUUUCUAUCCCCAGAAGGAUGUCCUCUUCAGGUGGUGCUGCUGGAUUUUCCAAUGCUUCAGCUGUUUCUAUUUCGAGGAGAAUGUCCUCUUCAGGUGCAGGAUCUACCAGCCAUCGAAGUUUUGUAGAUGCACAGGCGAGGAAGAACCAAGCAGCAGAACUGCCAAGUUUGGACAAAUUCUUAGUCAAGCAUAAGUCGAAGCUUGAAAUAGAGGUAGAGAAGGCCAAGAACAGGAAGAAACUUGGAAAUAAAACUGCGGGUAGCGCAUGUAUAACUGGUGACGUCAGCUCGGAAGAUACCGGCACUUCAAAUCAUUCAUCCGAGUCUGUACCCGACUUUGGAAGCAUGCUAAUCAAGCAUUCUUCAAAACUCGAAAAGGAGAUUGAAGAGAUGAAAAGGAAUGGUGGAAAAGAAUAUGAGGCAACUUUGAAGGGUCAAAAUGGGGUCCUUGGUCUGGCCAAAGAUGUUUCUGAAGUUCCAGGCUUAGAUAAGGUUUUGGUGAAGCAUGUCUCAAGGCUGGAGAGGGAAGUUGAAGAAGCGAAGAACAGAAGGCAGAAUCGCUCAGUUGAAGGUUGUGAAAUGACUAGUACAGAGAAAGAAUCGGAAGAAGUUGAUGAAUGUUCAGUUGGGAAAGAGAAUCUGGAUGUGAGCAAUAUUGCAAGAGAAGAUACAGGAGAAAGUCUAGAUAAGAUCCUAGUCAAGCCACUACACAGAUUGGAGAGAGAGAAACUACAAGCGUUAUCCUCAAGAAGCAAUUAUGAAUAUCAGAAGCACCAGAAGAAGCAUGGACAUAAUCUUGAUGAUUGUGAAAGUUUGGACAAAGUCUUAGUGAAACAUGUGUCGAGACUAGAGAAGGAGAAGAUGAGGGCAAAGCCAGAGGAUGGGUUCUCUGUAAAAACGAGAAGCGAUGCGCCCUUGCCAGUGAAUGCUGAGGGUGGUCUGCACCAGAUCUUGGUUAAACAUAGAUCCAGACUAGAGAGGGAGAAAAUUGCUGCUGCUUCACAACAAGAAGAGAAUAAUGUCUAUGCAGCCCGAAGAGAAGCAAAGGCAAGGGAGCUUCAUGACGCAUGGGGAGGUCUAAGUUUAGGGAAUUCGAUGAAGCCGCAUCUCUCAAAACUCGAACGAGAAAAGGCGGCUUGGAUUAAGGCUGAAGAGGAGGAAAGGAAAAGGGCUCUGCUGUAGUUUUAACCUUCGUCCAAUUCAACCAUUUCAGAGGAAUUUUUUCUAGCUAUAAUGUAAAGACAGAGCUAGGAAAAGAUUCAAACUUCAAGCAUAUCUCGUACACAGGAUGUGUUAGCAUUGUUGCGUGAUUUCUAUGUACAGUAUACUGUUGACAUGAGUUCGUUUUACAGUUAAUCUUCAAGGAUCAUUCCAAUUUCCUUAUUGAUCGUGACGUGUAAAGGAGUAUAGGGACAUCUGCUCUCUUGGCUUUUGAGUUCCCUUUAUCUAAUCAGAAAAUUAUCUAAA